GUCAUCAUCCUGCGACACAGACACUGUUGGUCCAUGUGAGUGUCGUCUAUCUGGCGUUGACAGUGUGAAAAGGUACAGUGAGAUGAGGAGCCAUUGUUUUAGAAAGCAAUAGUUUGAGUACUCAUGUCCACUCGGUUGUUGGUACGCUGCAUUCGUCUCCUGGGGUCCCACUCCCCGGGGGUGUCUGCCCUCCCUGCUGCCUUCAGGCUCCCCCUUACCACGAAUGCCCCUCCUCUGGGUGCCCUGACACUGCGGCUGCACACUUCCACCAGUGGGGGGCGCGGCGAGGGGCAGAGGCUGUCCCAGACCCAAGCCCAAGCCCAAGACGAUGGGGUCCUGCGACAACCAGAGCGCACAGAGCUGGAUGAUCUGAUUGAGGGAGCUGGCAGUGCCGUGGAGGUGCUGCAGGUGUGGGCAGAGCGGGGAGGCACUGGGAACCAGGCCGCCACAGUCCUGAUACGGCUUGCCCGGCUCUCCACCACCCCCGAGGGCAAGCACAACACCGCAGAGAUACUGCAGGACCGUAGGUUCCAGCAGCUGCUGAAGGAAGUCGACACACAGAUCUCCUUGGUGUGGAACGGCACUCUGGUGAAUCUGCUGAGGAGUCUGCCCCAGCUGGGGGUGUCCUCGGGGGAGCCGGCCCUGCGCUCGGUCCAGAAUGAGGCUCACUGGAGGCUGCGGCGGCUCAGCUGCCGGAACCUGGUCUCUCUGGCGGACUCCUGUGCCGGUCAGGCCCACGACGACCAGCAGAGGGCGCUGCUGAGCGACGUGGUGAAGCAGCUGGAACUGCGCUGGACUGAGAUCAGCGAGCCCCGCAACGUGGCUAUGCUCAUGGGCAAGCUGGGGCACCUGUCUGAGACACUCAUGGACCGUCUGGAAGACAAGGCUCUGGAGCUGGCGGAGCGGUUCUCUCCAGAGGAUACUCGGCGGGUGGCCCUGGCCCUGGCUGCUCGGAGCCGGCGCUCGGUGCCCCUGCUGCGGGCGCUCUCCUACCACCUGGUGCAGAAGCACGGGAUAGAGCUGCGGAGCGGGCUGCUGGUCGACCUCGCCUUUGCGUACGGCAAGCUGAAUUUCCACCAGACCCAGGUGUUUCAACGCAUUGCCUCAGACCUGCUCCCCCGCGUGCCUGAGCUCGGUGCCAAUGACAUCACACGCUGCGCCAAGUCCUUCGCCUACCUCAAGUGGCUCAACCUGCCACUGUUUGAGGCCUUCACCCAGCAUUUCCUGCUGCACAGUGAGAAAUACAACACCCCUCAGCUGUGCAACCUGGUCCUUUCCUUCGCUCGCCUCAACUACCAGCCCAGCAACGGGGAUGCCUUCUACAGCAAGGUCCAUGAGAAGCUGGACAGUGCUCUGGGGCAGCUGGAGCCCUUCCUGCAGACAGACGUGGUGUGGUCCCUGUGUGUCCUGCAGCAGGCCAGGCCCUCCUACCUGCAGAGCGUGUUGGAGCCAGACUUCCACAAGAAGCUGACAGGCGCAGGUGGCUCCUCAUCACGUGAUGAGAACUACAUGCUGAAGCAGCUCCACAUAAACACCACAGCGGCGCUGGAGUGCCCCGCGUACAGGGUUCCGGCCCUGCCUAAAGAGGCCUUUGUGUACCCCGGGGAGAGGAAGGCCUCGGCGCUGCAGAGCGGACUGAGGGAUGCGCUGAGGGCGCUGGUGGGCGAGCAGCAGGACUUGUACCGCACAGCUCUCAGCACAGUGUAUGGCUGGACCAUCGAUGGUGAGUUGGUUCUGAACUCGGAGAGCAAACCUGUCCCACUGAAGGAUUUGGCUGCUCCACACCUCCCACAGGCAGGGGGCACCACACCACUGCCCCCAGGGGCCAAGAGGAUAGCCUUCCUGGCCUGUGAGUUCCCACAUUAUAUCUCCAGAAGCAAGGACCUCCUGGGACGGUUUGUGAUGCAGAGGCGUCACUUACAGCUGGCCGGCUUUCUCACUGUGGAUGUACCGUACUAUGAGUGGCUGGAGCUGAAAUCUGAUUGGCAGAAGGUGGCAUAUCUAAAGGACAAGAUGGGGAAAGCAGUAGCUGAGGACAUGGCAAAAUAAAUAAAAAAUAUCUGUGUACUGAAACAUUAUAACAAAAAAACCCAAUCAUUAAAAAAAGGAACUGUAUUUUUAUAUUCCAGUUUCACAAUUCCUGUAAGGUUUCCAAGUAACCCUGAAUCCCAUUGUUAAGGUUCCACUAUCCACCCCUGUCACCCAGACAACCACCUGAUUUCCGUGUUACCUUGGUAACUGGUGAAACGUGGAAUAAAUUAUUGUGAAGACUGUUUGUUUUGGGUGAGAAAGUCCAGAAGCUUCAGAUGGGGGUGGUAAUGGUGUUAUGAAUUUAGUGGCUGUUUGUUACAUUUACAGGGAGAAUACACCAUAAAAGUAAAUGGACUCCUGUACUUAUUCCACGAAUUAGGAUCAGUGAAUGGCACACGAGCCCCAAAGAGAUGAGUUGUUUUUUUUACAGUCUCCCUCCUGAGUGAAAUAACCACAGCCUGCCAUGGAAGUCCAUAGAACAUUCUUUUUAUAAGUUAAAUGUAAGGAGAAGACAGAAUGUUCAAACAUGAAUUCCUACUUGUGAUCAGUGCGGUGCCAUGCGCUAUCCAAUCGGCAUGCACAACAUGGAUGGUUCAGCAAUCUCCGCCCUUUUCCCCCAUAUGGCCGACUUCAGGUUCCGUCGUACCAUUGAGUCGGCCCAUGCAUUUGAAGACGCACAACAAACCUUACUUGGUGACCUUCCUGGUCGGGAGGUAAAUUUGCAGCUCAUAUUCCUUCUCUCCCAUUCACAAUGAUGUACUGGCUGAAUUAAAUAUCUUAUUAAA
Molecule: messenger RNA, 2816 nt
Organism: Polyodon spathula (Mississippi paddlefish)
Lineage: Eukaryota; Metazoa; Chordata; Actinopteri; Acipenseriformes; Polyodontidae
Product: FAST kinase domain-containing protein 4-like
Exons: 11
Coding region: 124-2049 (641 amino acids)
Biological process (GO): regulation of mitochondrial mRNA stability; mitochondrial RNA processing
Cellular component (GO): ribonucleoprotein granule; mitochondrial matrix
Molecular function (GO): RNA binding
Source: RefSeq, a predicted model, not a curated record